This is a messenger RNA of Suncus etruscus (white-toothed pygmy shrew), 2489 nucleotides long. RefSeq names its product aspartyl-tRNA synthetase 1 (gene DARS1). The record is from RefSeq and is a predicted model, not a curated record. NCBI's taxonomy places the organism in Eukaryota, Metazoa, Chordata, Mammalia, Eulipotyphla, Soricidae. Gene Ontology annotation, molecular function: ATP binding; aspartate-tRNA ligase activity; RNA binding. Gene Ontology annotation, cellular component: cytosol; cytoplasm; aminoacyl-tRNA synthetase multienzyme complex. Gene Ontology annotation, biological process: aspartyl-tRNA aminoacylation.
CCACGCCCCCGUGACCUGUGCCCUACGGAAGCCUGCGAGGGAAGGGCAGUGACCGCUGCUCCGUUCCAGCUGUCCAGAUGCCCAGCGCCAACGCCAGCCGCAAGAGCCAGGAGAAGCCGCGGGAGAUCAUGGAGGCGGCAGAAGAUUAUGCUAAAGAAAGAUAUGGAGUACCUUCAAUGAUUCAAUCUCAGGAAAAACCAGAUCGAGUUUUGGUUCGGAUUAAAGACUUGACAAUAGGAAAAGCUGAUGAAGUUGUUUGGGUACGUGCAAGAGUUCAUACAAGCAGAGCGAAAGGGAAGCAGUGUUUCUUGGUCCUACGUCAGCAGCAAUUUAAUGUCCAGGCUCUCGUGGCGGUGGGAGACCAUGCAAGUAAGCAGAUGGUUAAAUUUGCUGCCAACAUCAACAAAGAGAGCAUCGUAGAUGUAGAAGGUGUUGUAAGAAAAGUGAAUCAGAAAAUUGGAAGCUGUACGCAGCAAGAUGUAGAGUUACAUGUUCAAAAGAUGUAUGUGAUCAGUUUGGCUGAACCCCGCUUGCCACUGCAAUUGGAUGAUGCUGUAAGACCCGAAGGGGAAGGAGAUGAGGAAGGAAGAGCUACUGUUAACCAGGAUACAAGAUUAGAUAACAGAGUCAUUGAUCUUAGGACAUCAACUAGUCAAGCAGUCUUCCGUCUCCAGUCUGGAAUCUGCCAUCUUUUCCGGGAAACUUUAAUUAACAAGGGUUUUGUGGAGAUCCAAACUCCUAAAAUAAUCUCAGCUGCCAGCGAAGGAGGCGCCAAUGUAUUCACCGUGUCAUAUUUUAAAAAUAACGCUUAUCUGGCUCAGUCCCCACAACUGUACAAGCAAAUGUGUAUUUGUGCUGAUUUUGAGAAAGUUUUCUGCAUUGGACCAGUAUUUAGAGCUGAAGAUUCAAAUACCCAUAGACAUUUGACUGAAUUUGUUGGCUUGGACAUUGAAAUGGCUUUUAAUUACCAUUACCAUGAAGUUAUUGAAGAAAUUACAGAUACCUUAGUACAGAUAUUCAAAGGACUUCAAGAAAGGUUUUCAACGAAAUCCAAACAGUGUAUAAACAGUUUCCCGUGUGAGCCAUUCAAAUUUUUGGAACCAACUUUAAGACUCGAGUAUUGUGAAGCAUUGGCUAUGCUUAGAGAAGCUGGAAUUGAAAUAGGAGAUGAAGAAGAUCUCAGUACACCAAAUGAGAAGCUGUUGGGUCGUUUGGUAAAGGAAAAGUAUGAUACAGAUUUCUAUGUUCUUGAUAAAUAUCCAUUGGCUGUAAGACCUUUCUAUACUAUGCCUGACCCAAAAAAUCCUAAACAAUCCAACUCUUAUGAUAUGUUCAUGAGAGGAGAAGAAAUACUCUCGGAGCUCAAGGAUACAAUGAGCCCCAGCUGCUCAACAGAGGAGAGCCUUACAUCAUGGAUUGAUUUGGAGAAAAUUAAAGCAUAUAUUGAUUCCUUCCGCUUUGGAGCACCUCCUCAUGGUGGUGGAGGCAUUGGAUUGGAACGAGUAACCAUGCUGUUUUUGGGAUUGCACAACAUUCGUCAAACUUCAAUGUUUCCCCGUGAUCCCAAACGACUCACACCUUAAAGCCUUGCGUUUUAUACUUUCUACUAACUUGCUAUUGAUCAGGCUAUACUUUAGGAAUUUUAAAUAUGCAAAGGCAUAAAUGUCUUAUCUGAAGUGCCAUAAUUACUUAUGGAUUUAUGCAGUAUAGGAUACUUUGAAAGAAAAGAAUUUGUGCUGAAGCAACUGUAAUAAGGUAAUAAGGCUUUGCCUUGCACACAUCUGACCUUACAGUCCCCUGGGCACAGCUAGAAUAACUCCUGAGUGCAGAGAGGAGUAACCCUGAUCAUUCAUGGGUUUGGCCCAAAACCCAAAUAAAGAAGCUUUUUAUAACUUUAGACAAGUUCAGUAGGAAGUUGAACAUUUUAAUGAAAAAUUCAUAUGGCUACAUAAACAUCUAUAUUAUGUUACAAUAAUAAAUGUUAAUAAUUUUGAACAGUAAGAUGCACUAGAUUUUUCUUUUCUAUAUUAUAGUGACUAUAAUAUUGUUAUACAAUUUCAGUACUUGAGCUUAUUUUUUAAAAUUCUGAUGUUGCUGUAAGAAUAGUUUUAAAGGGGACUGAUGUGAUAGUACAGUGGUAGGGCACUUGCCUUGCACAUGGUGCUUACUUGGAUACAAUCCCUGGCAUCACAAUUGGUCCCCAAAGCUGCAUCAGGAGUAAUUCUUGAGUGCAGAACCAGGAGUAGCCUCUGAGCACACCAGAGGUGACCCAAAAACAAAAAACAGCAACAAAGAAUAGUUUUAAGGAAAUAUCUGAGAUGGUUAAUGUUUAAGUGGUAUAUUAUUGGCAGGUUAGGCAGAAAGUAAUAGUUCUUAAAAUUUAUGCCCAGGGAAUCAUGUAAAGCAAGUUAAAAUAAUGCUAGAAAAUAUUUGAUAUAAUAUUGUAUUGUUGAAUUUUAAAUAAAUUUCAAAUAAAACUUUAAAUCUAA